Dichotomopilus funicola is the source of this 2553-nucleotide messenger RNA. RefSeq lists its product as uncharacterized. The coding region runs from base 1 to 2553 and encodes 850 amino acids. The transcript has a single exon. The record is from RefSeq and is a predicted model, not a curated record. Lineage: Eukaryota; Fungi; Ascomycota; Sordariomycetes; Sordariales; Chaetomiaceae.
AUGGCAGGUUCUAAAAACGGUGUGCCCGUGGGGAUAUCAACACGAGCUGCUUUGGCCAAAGCAGCAGCAGCAUCGGCAUCGGUAUCGGCAUCCGCGACAGCAGCAGCGACAGCAACGGCGACGGCAGCGGCAGCGGCAGCGGCAGCUGCAGCAGCGAUAGACGUUGUGAUGGGGGGUACUUCGGCGGCGACGGCGACGAGCUCGACCCAGACGGCCACGGCCGCAGUGACGACAAUCGUUAGCGCAAGUCUCCUGGCCACAGUGGGCUCGAAGCAUGGCGCGGGGAACGGGUUUAAUAACGACAAGGGUCUGGGUCUGGGUCUGGGUCUCGAGCCGCGUGCGAGGUGCAGCCAAUGCGGGCGCCGGCGCACAGCGUGUCACCACCUACCGCAGCACCAGGGCCUCCAGCAACCCACUAACGCCAACGCUACGGGUGGCCCUUCCUCCGCAAAUGCAAAUCUUAACCUUGGGCCCAACGGAGCUCUCAGCGCCGCGGCUUCGGCGGCCUUGCACCCGAAACCCCGCAGGAUCUCCAAGCUCAGGCACCGCGCGGGUUUAAGUGGCUCUUCCGCCCAGCAGCAGCAGGAGCAGCAAGAAGCAGGUGGUCCAGUGCUCGGCGUGACUUUUUCGCAACACCUAGCCACUUCCGCAGCAGCACCAGCAACAACAGACUCCAGCAGCGCCGCGAUGGAGCCUCCCGUGCUCUCGUUUUAUGGCAAAGAGCCGGUGCCGCUACCAUCGCGUUUUGGACAAAUUAAGCGCAAUUUGGUGGCGGGCCACGAGGCCGAGCUCGAAGCGUCGUGGGCACGCCUGAUUACAGCGCUGCGGGAACAUGUCGACGACAUUUCGUCGCGCGGAACUUCGCUGACGCCCAGCAUCGAUUUUGGCGACAUUAACCAGCCCGAUGCUCGCGCGGCCUUUGCCCGCGACCUCAAGCGCUACGGCCUCGGCGUUGUCCGCGGGGUCGUGCCCAAGGCCGAUGCACAGGUAGCCAUCGACGAGACGGUUAGCUACCUGGAGCGACAGACCGAAUACAAGGCGCCACCACCACAGGACCCGACCUGUUUCGACUUUUUCUGGACCCCGGCACAGGUGCGCACGCGGGCGCACCCCCGCGUGCUCGAGGCCCAACGGUUCGCCAUGUCCUUGUGGGACAACAACGCCGACGACCGCAUGGCCAUCCGCUUCCCCAUUGCGUACGGCGAUCGUCUGCGUAUCCACGGCGCCAACAUCGGCAAUGUCGGCCCGGACGCCUCGACGAGCAAGGUGAAGGAGGAGCUGUCCUCCGACGCCGACCUCGAGGCGCAAAAGGCCGCGGCCGAGUUGCUAGGUGACUUCACGUCGUCGACGCUCAUCGCGCAGGUUGACAACGGCAGCCUAGAGCGCUGGGAGCCCGACGGCUACGGCCGUGACGGCACGUACGACGCCGUGUUCCGCGGCGAAUGGGAAAAGUAUGACCCGUGGGACCCCACGCACCGCGUGCCGGCUACGUCGGAUCUGUACAACGGCUACGGCGCCUGCAGCAUCUUCCGCAUGUACCAGGGCGUCGUGGCGCUCAGCACAAUCGAGCCGGGCCUCAUCCGGCUGUUGCCCAGCCCCAAACUAGCGACGGCCUACUUCCUUCUCCGGCCGUUCUUCUCCCCCAAGACAAAACCGCCUGAGCGCCGUGACGGCCCAGAGUGGGAUGCCUUCCUCGAUCCGUCCAACUGGGCCCUCGACAAGGAACAGUCCACCAUCAUCCACGGCGCCGUCCCCGGCCACGCCCAGCGUUUGACCGAGCUCUGGCACCCACACCUGCACCUCCGCCGCACCCUCCAAACCAUCCCCACUCUCCAAACCGGCGACUACAUCGUCUGGCACCCCGACUUAGCCUACCACAUGACCUCCAACCCCAACGUCAUGGCUAGCCGCGCACCAACCCCGCCACCACUAGCCGAAGGCGAGCAAGACGAGCCCGCCAGCGGCCCACCAGUCUCCGUCCUCGUUUACGUCCCCGCGGCCCCGCUCACGCAGACCAACGCACUGUACCUCGCCCGACAGCGGAAGACCUUCCAGCGCGGGCACCCGGGUCCUGACUUUGACUCGACGGGUAGCGGUCUGGGCAGCGAGGCGACACAUAUCGGGCGGCCGACAGAGACGGAUAUCGGCGAGGUCGGUGGACCUGCGGGGCUGCAGGCUAUGGGGCUGGCGCCGUUUGAUGUUGCGCCUACGCCGCCGGCGAGUUCUGGGUCGGGAUCGGGAGAUGGGAGUGCGGGUGGGAUUACUAAGGACGGUGAUGUGGAUAUGGGUAAUAGCAGCAGCAGUGGUGGUAGUGCGGGUAGCAGCAAUACCAUGACGCGUGCGGAGGCCGAGGUUGCCCGGCUAGCGAACAUCAUUCUGUUCCCGGACCGGUACGACUUUUACAUGGCGAAGCGGAAUGAGAAUGGGAGUAAGCGGAGUAAGGUGCGAUUGGAGGGGUUGUUGAAUCCGGUUAUUGAGCCGGAGCCGGCAAAGGAUGCCGGGAGUAGCAGUAAGGGGAAGGGGAAGGCUUUGGGUGAUCGGAGGAGAAGUUGA